This is a messenger RNA of Alternaria triticimaculans, 2637 nucleotides long. RefSeq lists its product as uncharacterized. Bases 1 to 2637 code for a protein of 878 amino acids. The transcript is spliced from 3 exons. The record is from RefSeq and is a predicted model, not a curated record. Lineage: Eukaryota; Fungi; Ascomycota; Dothideomycetes; Pleosporales; Pleosporaceae. Gene Ontology annotation, biological process: transmembrane transport. Gene Ontology annotation, molecular function: transmembrane transporter activity; oxidoreductase activity.
AUGCCGCAACCAGAACCACCAGGAUUGUAUCGCCAUCCCACAAGAAGCGAGAUCAUCGACCUCGCCGCAGCAGAAGGCCACGAUGCAAAUAUCCCAAGCAACCUCGGCUCGAUACACCAAGUGCCGAGUCAUACAUCGGAAAGACGGCACUCGCUAGAUGAGAAGAAGGGCGAAUACACAACUGGCGAAAGAGAUGUCGAAAAGGGAAACGGCUCAGGCUCAAUCUCCAGUGCAGACCAACCCGAUGCAGAAGAAGAACCCGAACGCGAUCCGAAUGUUGUCGACUUUGACGGUCCUAACGACCCAGAGAACCCAAUGAACUGGAAAGCUUCGAAGAAAUGGGGCAUGGUCGCGCUCAUAUCGGCGAUUACGUUCCUAACGCCUCUUGCGAGUUCGCAAUUCGCACCCGGUGUGCCGGAGGUUAUGCGCGACUUCAACUCGACGAGCGAUCUGCUUGAAGGCUUCAUGGUGUCCGUUUACGUUUUGGGCUUCGCUUUUGGGCCAUUGAUCAUCGCACCGCUUUCGGAGAUGUACGGUCGACUUCCAUUGUAUCAUAGCUGCAAUUUGCUGUUCAUUGUCUUCACAAUUGCAGCGGCUGUGGCGAACAACAUGGCGCAGUUUGUUGUGUUCCGAUUUCUCAUGGGCUGCUUUGGAGGAGCGCCCAUGGUACUUGGUGGAGGGACUAUCGCCGAUCUAAUCCCACGAGAACAGCGUGGAACUGCCAUGGCUGUCUGGAUGAUGGGGCCAACCGUAGGACCAUGUGUCGGCCCAAUAAUCGGUGGCUUUUUGACAGUAGCAAAAGGCUGGCGAUGGAACUUUUGGUUCGUCGCGAUAGUGGGUGGUGCAUUCUUCAUCAUGUCACUCAUUCUGAUGAGCGAGACAUCUGGCAUUAUCAUCCUACAACGGAAAGUCAAUCGUCUCAAAGCCGAGACCGGGAACACGAAACUACGAUCUAAGUUGGAUAGCGGCCUCACCCCACGCCAGCUCUUCAAAUUUUCGAUCAUCCGACCUGCCAAGAUGUUGUUCCGCUCAACUAUCUGCUUCGCCAUCUCGCUCUACAUCGCGAUCACGUACGCCUAUCUGUACAUUCUAUUCACCACGUUCACUGCUGUGUUCAAGGGACAGUAUGGUUGGCAUGGCGGCAUUACUGGUCUCUCGUUUCUCGGUCUCGGUAUUGGCUCCCUCAUCGGACAAUUCACUUACAUCCACUACGGUAACAAAGUGGUACACAAGCACAUGGCGCGCGGCGACUUCCGCCCGGAACACCGGCUGAACAUGAUGUGCAUCGGCGGCUUCUUCAUUCCUUGCGGUCUCUUUAUCUACGGCUGGAGCGUGCAAUACCAGACGCACUUCAUGGUGCCUAUCGUAGCAACAGGCAUCAUCGGGUUUGGUCUGCUGAUGACGUUCAUGCCUGCCACUACGUACUUGGUCGACGUAUUUACUGUCCAUGCGGCGAGUGCUAUGGCAGCGAGUACAGUGUUGCGUAGUGUUGCAGCAGCAUUCAUCCCGCUGAGCAGCCAGACGAUGUACGCUCAAAUGGGUUACGGUUGGGGUAACACUAUGCUGGGGUUCAUCGCUACGCUACUGAUCCCGAUACCAUUCUUGUUCAUCAGGUACGGAGAGAAGAUCCGCGCUAGAAGGCCCCAAGAAGUUCUGGUGAAGAUCAAAGCCGCAGCAAUCAACCCCGUCGACAUCCAACUAUGGGGAAACCCCGUAAUCGGCUGGCUAGCAGGCAAGAAAGAGAAAGGAAUAGGACGCGACUACUCUGGCGAAAUUGUGUCGAUGGGCGAAGAAGCAAGUAAAAGCGGAAAAUGGGAGGUUGGUGACAACGUCUUUGGAUUGUGUAAUCGACCUAUGGCAGAAGGAACAUUCACACAAUACCUCUCCAUCAACCCAACCUCCGAGCCCAUCGCAAAGAAACCCACUACUCUCUCACACCACGAAGCCGCCGCCAUCCCUCUCGUAGUCCUAACAGCAUUCGCCUGCCUCGACUGGCUCCCCUCCGCAUCCAGCUCCCCCUCACCCUCGCAACGCCGCGUCAUCGUCUCCGGCGCAAGCGGCGGCGUAGGAAUGUGGUGCGUUCAACUCGCCAAAAAGCUCUAUUCCUGCCACGUGAUCGGCAUCUGCUCCGGCUCCAACGUCGAUUUCGUGCAAUCCCUAGGAGCAGACGAAGUCAUCGAUUACCGCACACAAGACGUGCCUAACUCGCUUCUUUCCAAACGGCCCGGCGGCACGAAAUACGAUUUAUACAUUGAUUGUGUGGGCGGCACGGAGAUGUUUGCGCAUUGGAAUGAGUUACUUCAUCCGGCGGGCGCGUAUAUUACUAUUGUGGGGGAUAAGACUUCGAGGACGGCGAUGGGUGGGCCGUUGACGUAUUUUACGUAUCCGUCGCAGGUGAUGAGGCAUGUUUGGGGGUACUUCUUUGGGCCGCGGUAUGCGAACGUCAUUUUGUAUCAGAAGAGUGAGUUGCUGGAGCAGGUUAGGGAGUUGGCGGAGAAGGGCGAGGUAAAGGUUGUAGUGCAGGAUGUCGUGAAGGGCAUUUUGACGGAGGAAGGAUGUAAAGAGGGGUGGGAGAAGGUCAAGGGGUACAUGGUUGAAGGGAGGGUUAGGGGAAAGAUUGUUGUUGAUGUUGCGUAG